AUGGCACCAGCAAAUAUACAAGUCCCGUCUGGGCAUAUGGCUACCACAACCCUCAAGGUUGAGGGCAUGACAUGCGGCGCCUGCACUUCGGCCGUGGAAGCUGGCUUCAAGGGCGUCAACGGAGUUGGUAGCGUAUCGGUCAGCCUGGUAAUGGAACGCGCCGUGGUCAUGCACGACCCCGACCAGAUAACGGCGGACAAAAUUAAAGAAAUCAUCGAAGACCGAGGGUUCGACGCCGAGGUGCUGGCCACCGACCUCCCGACGCCUAUGAUCGCCAGGCACCCCGAACAAGACCUGGAAGCUUCCGAUGACUCCCCAUUAAUGAUCACUACUGUCGCAAUCGAGGGCAUGACAUGCGGCGCUUGCACAUCAGCGGUCGAAAACGCAUUCAAGGACGUAUCCGGCGUACGACAUUUUAGCAUUUCCCUACUCUCCGAGAGAGCUGUUAUCGAGCAUGACCCGACACUGUUGAGUGCCGAUAGCAUCUGCGAAGCCAUUGAGGACCGCGGAUUUGGGGCGACUGUUGUUGAGAGUGUCCAUAAGCAGCCCGAGAGAGAAUCUGUUCCCGGCGCGGCGACAUCCUCCCAACCGUCAAAUGCGACCACGACAGUAGCUAUCGAGGGUAUGACUUGCGGCGCCUGCACUUCAGCUGUGGAACAAGGAUUCAAGGAUGUGAACGGGGUUCUGAAAUUCAACAUCAGCCUUCUCGCUGAGCGAGCGGUUAUUUUGCACGAUCCAACGUUAUUGCCGGCUGACAAGAUCGUCGAGAUCAUCGAAGACCGUGGGUUUGGUGCCAAGAUUCUAACAAGUACAUUUGACCAGCCCAGUCAUUCUUCUGGUACUUCGACAGCACAAUUCAAGAUCUAUGGAAAUCUUGACGCUGCCGCGGCCAACAAGCUAGAAGAUGCGGUUCUUGCGCUGCCCGGAGUCGCCAGUGCCAAACUGGCCAUUGCGACAUCCAGGCUGACUGUCACCCAUUUACCUAAUGUUACAGGACUUCGAGCUAUUGUCGAGACCGUCGAGGGCGCUGGUUUCAAUGCCCUUGUGGCAGACAAUGACGACAACAAUGCCCAGCUGGAGUCGCUCGCCAAGACGCGAGAAAUCAACGAAUGGAAGCAGGCGUUCAGAAUCUCGGCUGCUUUCGCUAUCCCGGUCUUCUUUAUCAGCAUGAUCUUCCCCAUGUUCCUGAAGUUCCUUGACUUUGGCAAGGUCAGACUAAUUCCAGGUCUCUACCUUGGAGAUGUGGUCUGCUUAGUUCUCACGAUACCGGUUCAGUUUGGCAUCGGAAAGCGCUUCUAUGUUUCGGCAUGGAAGUCAAUAAAACAUAAAUCGCCGACUAUGGAUGUCCUUGUUGUUCUCGGCACCUCGUGUGCUUUCUUCUUCAGCAUUGUCGCCAUGGCCGUCUCGAUAUUAUUUCCUCCGCACACCCGGCCGAGCACCAUCUUCGAUACAAGUACCAUGCUGAUCACCUUCAUCACCUUUGGCCGUUUCCUCGAGAACCGGGCCAAGGGUCAGACAUCCAAGGCACUCUCACGCCUCAUGUCCUUGGCUCCAUCGAUGGCUACCAUUUAUGCAGACCCCAUCGCGGCGCAAAAGGCUGCCGAAGGUUGGGAUCGCAACGCAGACUCUCAAGAGCCGCGUGAAGGCAAUGCAGCGGACGAGAAGGUCAUUCCUACAGAGCUUAUCCAGGUCGGCGACAUCGUUCUCGUUCGUCCUGGUGAUAAGAUUCCCGCAGAUGGUGUUAUUGUUAUGGGUGAGACAUAUGUCGACGAAAGUAUGGUUACUGGAGAAGCCAUGCCCGUUCAGAAGAAAAAGGGAAGCCUAUUGAUCGGUGGCACUGUCAACGGCGCGGGGCGAGUUGACUUUCGUGUCACUCGUGCAGGCCGGGACACCCAGCUCAGCCAGAUUGUCAAGCUGGUACAAGACGCCCAGACAACUCGUGCUCCCAUUCAACGCCUGGCGGACACUCUGGCUGGCUACUUCGUCCCAAUGAUUCUGUUCCUUGGUAUGAUGACAUUUUUCACUUGGAUGAUCCUGAGCCAUGUCCUGUCCACUCCCCCGAAGAUCUUCUUGGAGGACGCAAGUGGUGGCAAGAUCAUGGUGUGCAUCAAACUUUGCAUUUCCGUCAUUGUAUUCGCUUGUCCUUGUGCUCUCGGCCUCGCAACGCCUACUGCCGUCAUGGUAGGCACAGGUGUUGGUGCGGAAAACGGCAUUCUGGUCAAGGGUGGUGCUGCUCUCGAGACCAUUACCAAGAUCACUCAAGUGGUUCUCGACAAGACUGGCACCAUCACGUAUGGAAAGAUGAGCGUCGCCAAAACCAACAUUGUUCCCGUAUGGCUGGAUAAUGACUGGCGCCGUCGUCUAUGGUGGACUCUCGUGGGCCUCGCUGAAAUGGGCAGUGAACACCCCGUCGGCAAAGCGGUCCUCAACGCAGCCAAAACAGAGCUUGGUCUCGAGGCGGAAGAAACAAUCGAUGGUACCAUUGGCAACUUCACUGUAGCCGUGGGUCAGGGCAUUACCGCAGAGGUUGAGCCAGCUACUUCCCUGGAGAGGACGCGUUACCGUGUACACGUGGGCAACAUCCGUUUCCUCCGGGACAACGACAUCGAGAUCCCAGAAUCCGCAAUCAACGCCGCCGAAGAAAUCAACGAAGCCGCCGCCAGCUCUCGCUACAAGUCCACCCCCUCCAACACUCCAGCCGGCACCACCAACAUCUUCAUUGGUAUCGACGGUAAAUACGCCGGCCACCUCUGUCUUUCUGACACCAUCAAAGACGGUGCCGCCGCCGCCAUCGCCGUUCUCCACCGCAUGGGCGUAAAAACUGCCAUUGUCACCGGCGACCAACGCAGCACCGCUGUCGCCGUCGCCUCCGCCGUCGGGAUCGACCCGGAGGACGUCUACGCCAGCGCCUCGCCCGAUCAGAAACAAGCCAUCAUCCAACAACUCCAGUCGCGCGGCGCCGUCGUCGCCAUGGUCGGCGACGGCAUCAACGACUCUCCAGCCCUCGCCACCGCAGACGUCGGCAUCGCCAUGAGUUCCGGGACAGACGUAGCCAUGGAGGCUGCCGACGUGGUGCUCAUGCGGCCCAACGACCUGAUGGACAUCCCUGCCGCGCUGCACCUCGCCCGCACCAUCUUCCGACGCAUCAAGAUGAACCUGGCGUGGGCAUGCAUGUAUAACCUGAUUGGCCUGCCAUUUGCCAUGGGCAUCUUUUUGCCGUUUGGGUACCACCUGCAUCCCAUGGGCGCGGGCGCCGCCAUGGCGGCUAGCAGUGUUAGUGUUGUGGUCAGCAGCUUGUUCCUCAAGUUCUGGGCCAGGCCGAAGUGGAUGGAUAAGACGCUUUAUGAGUUUGAGAUGGACACGAUUGGUGGUGGUCCUAUUAAGGGGCGCAUGAGGAAGCGCGGUGCCGGAUGGGGAUUGUUUGGUGGGGUUGUUAGCAAGGUCCGAGAUAUUCUGGGUGUCGGUGCGGCGAGGAGGAAUAAGGAUGAUGGGUAUGUCCCGCUUGAUAAUCUUGAUGCGGCUGAGCAUGCUGUGUAGGGCGUUUAGGGUGUUUCCAUAGCUGAGAGAGAACGAAGGAGAAAGAGAAAGAGAGAGAAAGGCCUACAAAGAAAAGAGUAUGGAAAUAAGGAACAGUCGGCUCCUACGUACAUACGGACACGAAACAGAACAUGGGAAGUAACGGGGCAAGUAGCAGUAAGAGCAUGAUAUCCGGAGUUUUUUUUUGGUUUUUUUUUCUUGAAUGGAGGGUCGAUUUGCCAGCUUUUUCGUGUUAUGAACGGAUUCUCUUUGGGUAUACUAGUAGGCAGCCAGAGAACAGAGAGCAGUUGAAUGCGUUUUUG
Molecule: messenger RNA, 3839 nt
Organism: Neurospora tetrasperma FGSC 2508
Lineage: Eukaryota; Fungi; Ascomycota; Sordariomycetes; Sordariales; Sordariaceae
Exons: 2
Coding region: 1-3537 (1178 amino acids)
Biological process (GO): copper ion homeostasis; monoatomic cation transport
Cellular component (GO): membrane
Molecular function (GO): ATP hydrolysis activity; P-type divalent copper transporter activity; ATP binding
Source: RefSeq, a predicted model, not a curated record